Molecule: messenger RNA, 3111 nt
Organism: Diorhabda carinulata
Lineage: Eukaryota; Metazoa; Arthropoda; Insecta; Coleoptera; Chrysomelidae
Exons: 8
Coding region: 47-2932 (961 amino acids)
Source: RefSeq, a predicted model, not a curated record
UAUAAAAAGAAGCGAAAAAAAGCGAAACACCAAUUCAAAAUCGACAAUGAACAACAAUCAACUAACUUCGAUUUUGUUGUGUAUCCUCGUUGGGAGCACUUUGGGGCAUGAGUAUCAACGUGCUAAAUAUCUAGCACCGAAAUCGAGAUUAUCCUUGUUUAAAGAACGAUCAUCUGAAACCAAACAAUGUCAUUUACAAUGCACACAAGAAAAACCGACCGGACCGUUGCAAUUAUUCGUUAACCAAACCACAAAUCUAAUAGCGAUCGUUAACACAACGGCGAACGUAGCAUUGAUCAUCGAUAUAAACGCCAAUAUAACAGCAAUACUUAACGGUACAAGCGGUGGUGGCGUUAUCAUAGAUAUCGCAACGCAAACGGGGCGUUACAUCAAAUCGAGCACAAAUAUUAAUCUAUGGUUGAAUUCACGGGAUUCGUUCCAAAUCUAUUUCUCGAAACUAGAAUCUCUAAAAGUAUUAUUGAAUUUAAAUAUCGGUGUUAAAUUUGACGUUAAAUCAUCUUCUAAGGAAACAUACGAAUUUACUGGAAAUCUUUUAGUUAAAUUAGUUGAUAAUAUUGAUAUACAAAGUGAUAUUACAGUUGGUUUAUCACUGUUUAUCUCUAUAUCAUCGAACUUUAUUGUUUUGUUAAAAGGAAAUCUUAAUGGGAUUCUCAAGUUGAUCGGUGCAGCCGCAAUACACCUACAAGGUGAUGUAUUGAGAUUACAAAACUUCCUAAGUGGUAUAGGCGUUAUUUUCGGACAAAUUCAAGGAGGUUUGUUCGCAAUAAUCGAAGCAAACAUCUCCAUCAAUUUCUCUGAAUUACUAUCUUCUAGUAACGGUAUUGAAGUACUGACUCGUUUGGUACUCUACUUAGGUGCUAAAUUCGAUUUAUCUGCUCUGGGUAAUUAUUUGAACAGCGUCGAACAGCUGUUAAAUGUCAUAGUACAAUUAGGAGGUGGAAUUAGCGUCGGAGUAACCGGCGCUCUUAAAGUUAUUUCUCAAAUAGUCGGCGUUCUACAAGGAUCAAUCAAUAUUGAAGUUUUAAUACAAACUCUAAUCGAAUUUUCCGCCAAUAAACACGACGAUAUCGAAAUCAAAGUCUAUUGGGAUACUUUAAUCGAAGCUAUACGCGUCACUAACUGCCAAAACGCCCUAUCGGUAACUAUCGAUAUUAUAACGCAAAUACAAAAUAAUAAUUUAAUCGUUUUGGGUAUAAACGUCUCAGAAAUACUACAAGUUUUGGUUACGGGGUCUCAAAAAGCUUUGGAAUUAGUUGUUAAAGUUCUUAUUCGAAUUGGAGGUGCGGUAAAUAUUUCUCUAUCUAUUUCCAUUCUUCUUUUCGCACUUAUCCGAUUAGUGACGACUGUGUACGGUGUCGUUCUUCUCAGAGGACUCGGUAUAACGAUUAAAGUCACUGGAAAUAUAGUGAGUUAUAUACUGAAGAACAUCAAUAUUGGUAACAUCAUCGGUUUGCUUACGAAAUUCGAUGUCGUAUCUCUACUUAAAUCCAUUCCUAUACUGAGCGAUAUUUUUGCCGCACUUUCAUCGGCUGUUCAAGUUAGUAGCGGUGGAGAGUUGCAGAUUAGCGUGUUGUUGAAAUCUGAACAAUCCACGAGUGUCACCGCUGGAAUUGGGGUUUUCAUUAAGGGUUUGUUGAAUAUUAACGGUGCUACUACGCCUAAACCGACGCCCGUUACCCUUCCAGCUGUUGACGGCAAUGGAAACGGUUACGGAACAAUAAAUGGUAAUGGAUCUAUUGGUGGAUCAGUUAAUUUUGGAGGCAAUGGUUUAUUCCCUUGGUUAAAUAGCUGGAGUUGGGGUGGAAACAAAGAUACUCUAGGUAACGGAAAUUCUAGCAGCGGUACUGGAACUGGUACUGGUAGUGGAAGUGGAAGCGGUACUGGUAGUGGAAGUGGAAGCGGUACUGGUAGUGGAAGUAUCGGUGGAAACGGAGGCGGAAAUGGCUCGUUUACAUUUGGUCUAGGAGGUGAUGAUGGCGCGUCUUCAGGAAAUUCCGGAUCAUUUGGAUUGGGACUGGGAGGAAGUGGUAGCAAUGGCGGAAAUGGAAGUUCAGGAAGCAGCGGAGAAACUGGCUGGAACUUUGGUGGCAACUCAAAUGGAAACUUAGGCGGCAGUGGCAGCGGUACUGGUAGUGGAAGUGGAAGUGGAAGCGGUACUGGUAGUGGAAGUGGAAGCGGUACUGGUAGUGGAAGUGGAAGCGGUACUGGUAGUGGAAGUAUCGGUGGAAACGGAGGCGGGGAUGGCUCGCUUACAUUUGGUCUAGGAGGAGAUGGUGGCGCGUCUUCAGGAAGUUCCGGAUCAUUUGGAUUGGGACUGGGAGGUGGAAAUGGCGGAAAUGAAAAUUCAGGAAACAGCGGUGAAACUGGCUGGAACUUUGGAGGGAACUCAGAUGGAAACUUAGGCAGUGGUUUGAGUGGAAGUUUUGGCAGUAACGGUCAUGGUAGUGAUGGAGGAAGUAACGAUGGUAGCUCAAGUGGAAAUGCCGAUGGGAGUGGAGGCUUGGACAUAAGCUUAGACGGAAGUGGUAAUGGAAGCGGCAGUGGAAGUGGAAGCGGAAGUGGCAGCGGAAGUGGUAGCGGAAGCGGUAGCGGAAGUGGUAGCGGAAGCGGUAGCGGUAGCGGAAGCGGUAGCGGAAGCGGUAGCGGAAGCGGUAGCGGAAGCGGUAGCGGAAGCGGUAGCGGAAGUGGAAGUGGUAGUGGAAGCGGCAGUGGUAGCGGAAGUGGAGGCUUAAGUUUAGGUGGAAGCGGAAGUAUAGGAAGCGGACAUUUUGCGCUAAGAGGUAAAAACAAACAUGUAAAAAUUAAUAUUUGUUCCCGGAGUGUAUAUUCGGGUAUAAAUGAUCAAAAAGUCUUUUUAAAAAAGAAGAAUGAUAAUCUUAGAUUAAAGAUGAGUAUUUUCAUUACAUAUUAAUUUUUAUUUGUUCAUUUUCAGACAACAAGAAUAAAGGACACGCUCGAAAUCACCACGAACACUCUCGAACCCACCACGAACACUCUCGAGCCCACCACGGACACGCUAACAACCAAUAAAAUAAUGAAAUAUAUAGUCUUCCAUUUAUAGAUACUGUAAAUAAAUAAUACGCAUCGUUA